Triticum aestivum (bread wheat) is the source of this 2140-nucleotide messenger RNA. Its product is annotated as putative serine/threonine-protein kinase-like protein CCR3. Bases 432 to 2087 code for a protein of 551 amino acids. NCBI's taxonomy places the organism in Eukaryota, Viridiplantae, Streptophyta, Magnoliopsida, Poales, Poaceae. Gene Ontology annotation, biological process: protein phosphorylation; cell surface receptor signaling pathway. The record is from RefSeq and is a predicted model, not a curated record. Gene Ontology annotation, molecular function: protein kinase activity; ATP binding. The transcript is spliced from 2 exons.
GGUGCGCCAUUAGUAUAUAUUAAUAGCGCACCGCUUGUCUAUAUACUAAUGGCGUAUCAGAGUGUCAAUCCCAUCUAUAACCCUUUUUCUAGUAGUGCACCACUCAACGCUUGCAAACGGCGGCGACGCGCGUGGCCUCUCAAAGAGAUGUUGGUGGAGAUGCCGCACUAACAUCGUUGUGGUUGUCCAAUUCAUGCGCGUACGACGAUAAACCCUUCGCCUUCCGGGGAAUUUCGCGGAAGCCACCGUCGUCGCCUCGGCCGCAAACCAUGACCAGAAAGCGGCCUCUGCGGCUUGGCCCGCGCCCGCCGUGGAAAUCAACUAUCUGAAUUCUGGAGGAAUCUUAGUGCAAAUCGAAGGCAACCUACGCGCAAUCAGUCCAAGCCUCUCGACCUUGCGUGCAGCAGCCAGCUAGAGGCGUCCGCCCCGCCAUGGCACUGUACGGGCUGGGCCAGGCGGCGACGGUGGCGCAGCUGGUGGGUGCGGACGUGGGCGGGCUCAUCUCCAUGACCAUGCAGGCCGCGCUGACGGCUCGGCAGAACAGGGCGGAGUGCGAGCAGCUGGCGCGCCGGGUCCUCAUGAUCGCGCAGCUGCUCCCGCACGUGCAGCUGGCCGACGACCCGGAGGCGGCGGCGUGGCCGCUGGCCGGGCUGGGCGACGCGCUCCGGGACGCCCACGAGCUCGUCGUGUCCUGCCAGGGCAGGAGUGCCGCCUACCAGUUCGUCAUGGCCGGCAGGACGGCCGACGGGUUCAGGGAGGUGCAGGGCAGGAUCGACUCCUACCUCAUCCUCUUCCCCGUGAUCAGCCACAUCGGCAUCACUCGCCGCCUUGAAAGGAUCUACAACGUCCUCGUUCCAGACGACGACUCCACCACCGGUGGUGAACCAUCGUAUCCACCUCCACCACGGCUGUCCCACACGCAGGAGUCUCCACGAGAGGUGGCUCAGGAGGUAGAGGUAGUGCGGCAUGGAACCCAGGAAUUCACGUUGGCGGAAAUCAUGGCUGCCACCAAUGGCUUCGCCCGUGACGCCGUGAUCGGCUAUGGCGCCGGUGGAAGAGUGUACAGGGGCAGGCUUCAUGAUGGUCGAGAGGUGGCUGUCAAGCGCGUGAGUAACCUGCAGUCAAACAACAUACAACUGGAGCUCGACAUCCUGUCACGGCUCCGAUACAAACACAUCGUUCGCCUCCUUGGAUCGUGUGUGACUCGGGGCACGGACAAGAGAAAAAAGCGCCUGCUGACCACCAAGCGAAGAAAGGAACCCGAAGAGGAGCCAGAAGGGUUCAUCGUCUACGAGUACAUGGAGAACGGCACGCUCUACGACCACCUGCACCGUAACCAGGGCUCCUCCACACCAUCACCAGUGAGGAUGUGCUGGAAGACGCGCAUAGAGGUGCUCCUCUGUGUGUCGCGCGCCAUCAAGCACCUGCACUGUCAUGCCGUAGCGCCGAUCAUCCACCGUGAUAUCAAGUCAAGUAACAUCCUUUUCGACGCCAUGUGGGUGCCACAUGUGUCGGACUUUGGCUCGUCACUCACCUGGCACGUGGCGAAUGUGAAGGACUCGGGGUUGGAAUGCCCUGUUAUGGGCACAUUUGGGUACGUCGACCCUGAGUACUGCCUAAGAGGCCGCGUGAAGCCGGCGAGCGAUGUGUACAGCCUGGGCGUGCUGAUGCUCGAGGUUUUGACAGGGAAACGGGCAUUUCUCCAAGGGGGGUUGAAGAUAAAGGAAGAUCUAGCAUGUUUCGCUUCUCCUAUCAUCGAGGCUGGUAAUAUUACGGAGUUGCUGGACAAGCGACCUGUACCGGAGCCAACACCAUUGCAGUUGCAGGCGCUGAAGCGUGUGGCGCAAAUUGCAAGAUGUUGUGUCAAGUGGGUUGGGAGGGCUCGGCCGGCCAUAUCGGACAUUGUUGCCAACCUCGAGAUGGUGUACAAGUUGAUCUGCAGAGACGAGCCAUGUUUAGUUGAAGAGUCAGUCGUGUGGCCUUUUCUUGAAAAAGUUGAUGAGUCGCCACAUGCCAAGAGUGUGCCAUCAGCAGGCUACCAGCCCAAUCUGGUACACCAGAAACUGACUGAACUCUGUUCACAUUAACCAACUGAAUCAUGGGAAUACACGGAUGAAGCAAGAAUUGAUUUUCUGUUUAA